AUGGGGGAAAAUUCUAUCAUCUUCUUCAUUAUUAGUCUCCUUUUAUUCACCAUUAGGGUUUCAUCAACCGGAGAAUUCAAUACCGGUGGCCUCAGUCGUGAAAGCUUUCCCGAUGGCUUCGUUUUCAGAACAGCAACUUCUGCUUAUCAAGUAGAAGGCAUGGCCAAUCAAGGAGGUCGUGGACCAUGCAUUUGGGAUACUUUUGUUAAAAUUCCAGGAAUGGAAGCCGAGGGUGCUAAUGCAGAUGUCGCGGUUGAUCAAUAUCAUCGAUAUAAAGAGGAUAUAGAUUUAUUGAAAAAUUUCAAUUUCGAAGCUUAUAGAUUUUCUAUUUCAUGGUCCAGGAUCUUUCCAAAUGGAACUGGAGUAGUUAAUCAAGAAGGGGUUGAUUAUUAUAAUAGAUUGAUCAAUUACAUGGUUGAGAAAGGCAUUACUCCAUAUGUCAAUUUAUAUCACUACGAUCUUCCGCAAGCACUUCAAGAUAAGUACUUGGGAUUGUUGGAUCGUCAAGUUGUGAAGGACUUUACGGAUUAUGCCGAGUUUUGCUUCAAGACAUUUGGCGACAGGGUUAAGAAUUGGCUAACAUUCAAUGAGCCUAGAGUGAUAGCCCAACUUGGACACGAUGAUGGAUCGCAUGCACCUGGGAGAUGCUCUAAAGCGUAUGGAAAUUGUUCAGAAGGAAAUUCUAGUACCGAACCUUAUAUUGUAGCUCAUAAUAUAAUAUUGUCUCAUGCAUCUGCAGUUCAAAAAUAUAGAGAAAAGUAUCAGGGAGUGCAAAAUGGACGCAUUGGCAUCGUAUUAGAUUUUGUUUGGUAUCAACCGCUUACUAGAGGAAAAGCUGAUAAUUAUGCUGCCCAAAGAGCAAGAGAUUUUCAUGUCGGAUGGUUUUUACAUCCCAUAACUUAUGGUGAGUAUCCACGAACCAUUCAUAAAAAUGUUGGCAAACGACUUCCAAAAUUUACCAAAGGAGAGGUUAAAAUGGUGAAGGGCUCCAUAGAUUUUGUUGGAAUUAACCAAUACACAUCAAAUUAUAUCUAUUAUGAUUCCAACCGACCUAAACCAGAUGUUCUUGCUUACCAUAUGGAUUGGAAUGCCUCAUUUGCAUAUGGCAAGAAUGGUGUUCCUAUUGGUCCAAGGGUAAAUAAAAUGAGGAUUAUUAAUUGUAGUUAUGCUCACUCUUCUUGGUUAUACAAUGUGCCAAGGGGAUUGUACAACGCGAUUACGUAUAUAAAGGAGCGCUAUGGAAAUCCAUCCAUGAUAGUGUCUGAGAAUGGAAUGGAUGAUCCAGGUAAUGUUACUCUUGUUGAUGGUUUGUAUGACAAUCAUAGGAUUGAUUAUUAUAGGGCAUAUCUAAGCGAGUUAAAGAAAGCGAUCGAUAAUGGUGCAAAUGUUAAAGGCUAUUUUGCUUGGUCAUUACUGGAUAACUUUGAAUGGAGACUCGGCUACACGUCUAGAUUUGGACUUGUUUAUGUUGAUCAUAAGACCCUUAAUCGAUAUCCUAAGAUGUCUGCAUAUUGGUUCAAACAAUUAUGCGAGAAGAUCUCUCAGCACUAG
Impatiens glandulifera is the source of this 1551-nucleotide messenger RNA. Its product is annotated as beta-glucosidase 44-like. Lineage: Eukaryota; Viridiplantae; Streptophyta; Magnoliopsida; Ericales; Balsaminaceae. The transcript is spliced from 11 exons. The coding region runs from base 1 to 1551 and encodes 516 amino acids. Gene Ontology annotation, molecular function: beta-glucosidase activity. The record is from RefSeq and is a predicted model, not a curated record. Gene Ontology annotation, biological process: carbohydrate metabolic process.